Argentina anserina (silverweed cinquefoil) is the source of this 1460-nucleotide messenger RNA. Its product is annotated as probable WRKY transcription factor 40. NCBI's taxonomy places the organism in Eukaryota, Viridiplantae, Streptophyta, Magnoliopsida, Rosales, Rosaceae. Gene Ontology annotation, molecular function: DNA-binding transcription factor activity; sequence-specific DNA binding. Gene Ontology annotation, biological process: regulation of DNA-templated transcription. The transcript has 3 exons. The coding region runs from base 228 to 1244 and encodes 338 amino acids. The record is from RefSeq and is a predicted model, not a curated record.
UCUGUACGUUCUGAUUCUAAUUCACCAUCUUCUUCGAUUCAUUCCAUCUCGAUCACUAGCUAGUGUCAAGCUUGAUCCCAUCUCAUCCAUAUUUAAUAUCUUAGAUCUGGACUCCUGCAGGCAGCUGGCCAGUUAAUUAGCUGGCCCAACAGUUAAUUUCUACGUCAUCAAGCAAGCUAAUUGACUAUAGCUAGCUAAUCAAGACUUCACCAUAUCAUCGGCUUAUUAUGGAAAAUUCUCAUACCUCUAGCAGUGAAAAGCGGCAGCAGCUGGGAGAUAGUCUGGAAGCAGACCUUCAAUGUGUGCGGAAAGAGAACGAAGCUUUGAGAUUCCUAGUUGAAGCUAUGAGCAGCAAGUACUCUAGACUCGAAGCCCAUCUUCAACUGCUCCGCCUCCAACUUCAGCAAAACAAGUCGACUUCAGCACACGAUGGUCAUGAUUAUCAUCAGAUGACUAGUGCUGGCUCAGGAUGCUCAUCAUACGAUAUAUACGAUCGAACUGCAAACAAGAGGGCAAGAACAACUGUUUUUGCUCAUUGCAAUCAGCAGCAGCAGCAUCAGUUUCCGGAAGCCAAUACGACAUCGCAGUUCCUUGUGAGAACCGACUCUAAAGACAACACCCUCAUUGUGAAAGAUGGAUAUCAAUGGAGGAAGUACGGACAGAAGGUGACCAAGGACAACCCAUCAUCCCCUCGAGCUUAUUUCAGGUGCUCCAUGGCUCCAACUUGCCCUGUCAAAAAGAAGGUGCAGAGAUGCAUGCAGGACAAGUCAAUCCUUGUGGCAACGUAUGAAGGCCACCACAAUCAUGAUAUCGUCAAUAACUCUAAUUCCCUGAUGCUUGGACAAAUUAUUUCAUCGUCGAAUUCGUCUUCAUCAACACUAGCCCCAUCUCCUCCAAAUCAGAUUAUGCCUGUUGAUUUUCUUCAGGCAGUAGUAAAUGGAGUGCUAGAAAGCACCAGUACUAGUACCGCAGCUGGCUCUAUUACCAUGAGGAGUCAUCCUUCUCGGCCGGAGCCUACAAAUCUUGAUCUCACUCUCUCCGGCUCCAAAUUCAAAUCCAAUCAGGAAGAGAACAUAGCAGGACGAGGAGGAAGCCCUACUGGCACUAUUAGUACUACUGAUAAGACCUAUGAAAAUGAGAAAAUACAAGAAUGUGUUACUAGUCUAACCAAAGAUCCGAAUUUCACUGUAGCUUUAGCUGCUGCAGUUGCCCGCUCCAUUACAACUGCUCGACGUUGCACCUAAUACCCCAUUAUUAAACAUGGAAUGUACAAGCUAUGUGUCUCUAUUAAGUUUCCCAGACUGUAGACAGGUACAUAUAUACGUUAAAGGGAUGGAUGCAAAUGGUUAUCCGAAUCAACAGAGGUGUUUUUGUCAACUAGAUUUACGAGGAUUGAACUCUGUCUUUGUUGUACUUGUUACCGAGUAUUUAUUUAUCAGAUAGAAAAUUACUUAGUUGUA